Plasmodium coatneyi is the source of this 924-nucleotide messenger RNA. RefSeq names its product SICA antigen. The coding region runs from base 1 to 924 and encodes 307 amino acids. Lineage: Eukaryota; Apicomplexa; Aconoidasida; Haemosporida; Plasmodiidae. The record is from RefSeq and is a predicted model, not a curated record. The transcript has 2 exons.
AUGGGACCCGAAUUUAUAAAAGAAGGAAAGGUUCAAAGUUUAGAUUCGACGUUUAGGGGUGAUGUUCCUGAGGGAAGUGUUCCUAAGGAAAGGGUUCCUAAGGAACAGGUUCCAGGUUCAUAUUCCUGGUUUAAGGAGGAAGACUCUGUUCCUAUGGAAGAAGUUUCCAAGGAACAGGUCCAAAGUUCAGAUUCCGGGUUUAGGGAAGAAGACUUUGUUCCUGAGGAGGAUGUUCCUAAGGAAGAGUUUCCAAGUUCAGAUUCUGGGUUUAGGGAGGAAAACUUUGUUCCUAUUGAAGGUGUUCCUAAGGAACAAGUUCCAAGUUCCGAUUCCGGGUUUAGGGAAAAAGACUUUGAAAAGGUUCCUAGGGUUGAUGUUCCUAAGGAAAAUGUCCCUAUGGAAGAGUUUCCAAGUUCAGAUUCCGGGUUUUGGAAGGAAGACUUUGUUCCUAAGGAAGAAGUUUUUUCACAGACUGUAUAUUGGAUCAAUUGGAUCGAAGGAAACAAAAGUGUGUUAGAGGAAAUUAAAACACAACCUUGGUUUUAUGACCUAAAGGUUAAUUGGAAUGAAUACCAAAGGGGUGCUAAGCAUAACGAAUUGAGGGAUGAUAAUAAUUUUUCAUUUUCAGAAAAAAAGGAGUUGUUGUGGAGAACUUCGGUAGGGAAGCAGUAUAACAUUAUGGAAUGGAACAGCCAAACAGCAGAUUGGUUUAAGCAUCUGUUGAACAAUGUACAGGAAAUACCAAAUGAAUUGGAAUCGGCCGAGAUAGAACAGCAAUAUUUGUGUAAAGAAUCCUACCGGAACAAUCGCUUAGCCCCCAAAUUGUGGAUGUUAAUCUUAGCAUUAGUAUUUGAAGAGUGUGAAAGGGAAGAAAAUGUGUGUAAUAAGGAAUUGUAUUUAGAUCAUUUAUUACAAAAUGUCUGA